AUGGAAGAGGCAGCUGCGAUUCCACAAAACAAUAGAGAAACAGGAGAAGUAGUUUCAUGCAAAAAUUACAUGGAAGAAUUCAAGAAGGUCAACGCCAUUGCAAUGCCCAUGAUCGCUGCAACAGUGGCACAGUAUCUACUGCGAGUUUCACCCAUAUUUAUGGUUGGACAUCUUGGUCAACUCCAACUUUCCAGCGUCUCAAUCGCAACUUCCUUUUCCAAUGUUUCUGGCUUCAGUGUUCUUUUUGGGAUGUCCACUGCAUUGGAGACCUUGUGCGGACAGGCUUUUGGAGCAAGACAAUAUCAUAGACUUGGAGCUUAUACUUACGGCGCGAUCAUAUGUCUCUUCAUUGUUUGUUUACCAAUCAUCCUUCUGUGGGUUUUUACAGACAAGUUACUUAUACUCACUGGACAAGACCCUACCAUUGCGACUGAGGCUCGCAAAUAUUUGAUUUGGCUGAUACCAACUCUAUUCCCUUACGCCAUUCUUCAAUCUUUGGUUCGUUUCCUGCAAACUCAGAGUUUAAUCACCCCAAUCCUUCUCAGUUCAGUUGCAGCUUUAGCCUUCCAAGUUCCUCUCUGUUGGAUUCUGAUAUUCAAGUUGAAGUUGGGAAUUGCUGGAGCAGCUUCUUCAAUUAGCAUAUCUUAUUGGCUGUAUGCGAUCUUUCUUGGUCUAUAUGUGAAAUGCUCCCCUGCCUGUAAGGAGACCCGUGUCUCUACUGGCGCCUUGAAUACUUUCAGGGAAUUCUUCCGUUUUGCUAUCCCAUCUGUAGUAAUGCUCUGCCUGGAAUGGUGGGCAUUUGAACUAGUGAUAUUGCUAUCCGGCCUGUCGCCGAAUCCCAAGCUAGAAGCUUCUGUGCUUUCUAUAUGCUACACAAUGACUACAAUUCACGGUCACAUACCAUACUCUUUUGCGGUCGCUGUAAGCACUCGGGUUGCAAAUGAAUUGGGAGCUGGUAAUCCGCGGGCGGCUAAAGUUGCUGUUUCCAUGGUACUAAUGGAAUCCGUAACAGAGUUUGUUGUGGCAAGCAUUGUUUUAUUUCUGUGCCGUUCUAGACUUGGACAUGCCUUCAGCGAUGAGAAACAAGUAAUCCACUAUGUCAAGAAGAUGACUCCUCUCCUGUGCCUUUCCAUACUGAUGGAUGGCACACAAGUUGUCUUAUCAGGGGUUGCUAGAGGAAGUGGAUGGCAGCGUUUAGGAGCUUAUGUGAAUCUUGGGUCGUAUUAUCUGGUGGGAAUUCCAGUUGCAUUAGUUCUGGGAUUUGCGUUGCAUUUACGAGGAAUUGGGCUCUGGGGAGGACUGGUUUCAGGAACUGUUGUACAAGCCAUUAUCUUCUUAAUUAUCACUGCUCUGACAAAUUGGGAAAAACAGGCCACGGAAGCAAGAAAGAGGAUAUUUGAAAGGGAAGAAGAGAAGGAAAUGAGGAAAUGA
Oldenlandia corymbosa var. corymbosa is the source of this 1431-nucleotide messenger RNA. Lineage: Eukaryota; Viridiplantae; Streptophyta; Magnoliopsida; Gentianales; Rubiaceae. The record is from the annotation of a GenBank genome assembly.